UUGGCCCUCGAAGCAGCAUAUUUCUCUGACAGAGCUUUCCAGUGAACAGUUAAUGUCUCUGUGUUGGCCGUCCUUUUUUCUCUUCUCCUCCCACACAGACAAACCAAUACAAACAUUUCUGUACAGUGAGGAGUCCAGUCAGGUUGCAUACGGGGACACUACACGGACAGUUUAAACGCGGAGAGAUGGCACACACCAACAGCCAAAGUUUCCCUGAGAUAGUGGAGUUAAACGUAGGUGGCCAGGUGUAUGUGACCCGUCUGGAGACUCUCACAGCGGCGCCAAACUCUCUCCUCUGGACCAAAUUCACCCAGAGCUCCCCGGGCGAGCUGCCAAAAGACAGCAAGGGCCGCUUCUUCUUCGACCGGGACGGCUUUCUCUUCCGCUAUAUUCUGGACUACUUGCGGGACUCGGAGCUUUUCCUGCCCGAGUUUUUCAAAGAAAAGAAAAGGCUGCAGAAAGAAGCGGACUAUUUCAAGCUACCGGAGCUGUCGAGGCUCCUGGCUGCGGGUAGCAAAGACAGCUCGGAUGACAGCGGGGAGUCGGAGGAGGCUGAGCUGCUCUCCAGCCCGGUCACCUCCACCUCCUCCUCGGACCGGACCCCUCGCUCUCCGGGGCCGGCGGCCAACUCUGGCUUCAUCACUAUUGGGUACAGAGGCAGCUACACUAUCGGGAGAGACAUCCAGGCGGACGCCAAAUUCCGCAGGGUGGCAAGAAUAACCGUGUGCAGCAAGAUUUCUCUGGCUAAAGAGGUGUUUGGAGACACCCUGAACGAGAGUCGAGACCCGGACCGUCCUCCUGAUAGAUACACUGCCAGGUACUACCUCAAGUAUAACUUUCUGGAGCAGGCGUUUGACCGGCUGGCAGACGCUGGUUUCCACAUGGUGGCCUGUAACUCCACUGGGACUUGCUCGUAUGCCAGUAACGACCCAGGAGAGGACAAACUGUGGACCAGUUACACCGAGUACGUUUUCUACCGAUGAAAUGGACUGAGAGCACAAGAGUAUACUCAUUAACCACUAAAUUUAACUCAGUUUAAAUAGCUCAUACACUCGUAAACUUAAGACUGGCAGUUUUACAAUGACGCAGUUUUUCUGUGUGUUUUUUGGUCACUGGGAUGUGGAGGUAACCAGACUCACUUUUCAGCCAUUUCUCCUCAAAUUCUUUAAGAAGACUUCCUCCAAACUCAAAUCUUAUUGGUCAGACUGCUGAAAUAUGACACUGUUUUUUUGAGUAAUCUCUAUUUCCUUUAAUUGCUUCCAUGGUUAAGGUUACAUUAAAUUACAGCAGUAAAUUAUAAGGGAAGCAGAGGUGUUAGGAUCUGGUUCAUUUGAUCCUGUCUUAGUUGUACCUGCAUUGUCAUGUGUUUUUGUAGCACGGCUUUUGGUAUUCUGAGCACAUUAACUUGGGCAUGUGUACUGUAAAUAGCCUUAUGUUUGGUAACUGGCUUUCUCCUGCCACAGUAACUCUGGGGAUUAUUGGAUAAUGAAGACAGUCUUUGUGUAAUCCUUAUUUUGUUUGUUCGUUUAAUUUGAUUAACAGAUCACGCAUUUAAGUGCCACAUCGAGCUUUAAAGAUUACAAUGAAUGCAACAUUGUUUUGUGCCAUUUAUGACCUCUUGUCAUUGUUCUCUCUCUAAAGCUGCAGCAAAUAAAGUGUGACAUUGACUAAAACUA
This is a messenger RNA of Cheilinus undulatus (humphead wrasse), 1676 nucleotides long. Its product is annotated as BTB/POZ domain-containing protein KCTD12-like. NCBI's taxonomy places the organism in Eukaryota, Metazoa, Chordata, Actinopteri, Labriformes, Labridae. The record is from RefSeq and is a predicted model, not a curated record. Gene Ontology annotation, cellular component: postsynaptic membrane; presynaptic membrane. Gene Ontology annotation, molecular function: protein binding. The coding region runs from base 186 to 983 and encodes 265 amino acids. Gene Ontology annotation, biological process: regulation of G protein-coupled receptor signaling pathway; protein homooligomerization. The transcript has a single exon.